Molecule: messenger RNA, 438 nt
Organism: Radiomyces spectabilis
Lineage: Eukaryota; Fungi; Mucoromycota; Mucoromycetes; Mucorales; Radiomycetaceae
Product: HRDC-like protein
Exons: 3
Coding region: 1-438 (145 amino acids)
Biological process (GO): transcription initiation at RNA polymerase III promoter
Cellular component (GO): RNA polymerase III complex
Molecular function (GO): nucleotide binding
Source: RefSeq, a predicted model, not a curated record
AUGCAGUUAAAGAAGGCGCGUGCGGCCCUACUGAGCAAUUAUGAAGUGCUCAGCCUUUUAAACGAACAACAGAAUAUACAGAAAGCUCAACAGCUGGAAAACCCCAAUAUUGAAUACCCGGAACAUUUGCGUACCAUUCAAUUCGAGUUGACAGAAUAUCUCAACAAUGUCCCAUGCAGUACGCAAACACCCGCACAGAUUAAGCGAUUUCUCGAAGCUUUCCAAAAGUACGACUUAACACGAGCUGAACGUCUGCAAAUCUUGAAUUUACGACCCAAAAGCGCCGUAGAGAUCUACUUGUUGAUCGAAGAAUGUGAGGAACGAUUUAGCGAAGAGGAUUUGGAGGGGAUGUUGUUUCACAUUCUCGAAACGCUGCCACGCGACGAUGAUGUCGUGGAGGAAGAAGAUGUCGAGGGCGAGGAAAUGGAUGAAAGCUAG